Messenger RNA from Melanotaenia boesemani (Boeseman's rainbowfish), 981 nucleotides. RefSeq lists its product as uncharacterized. The transcript has 4 exons. Bases 181 to 846 code for a protein of 221 amino acids. NCBI's taxonomy places the organism in Eukaryota, Metazoa, Chordata, Actinopteri, Atheriniformes, Melanotaeniidae. The record is from RefSeq and is a predicted model, not a curated record.
AAAUCCAAGACUCCAGGGGACACAUACCCAGCAAGAAACGUGAAGAGACCUAGACGAGCUGAGGUCAAUCAUUUUCCAUCUUUGCCAUGUGGUGAGACUACAGAUAGCCUGGAACAAGAGAGGAUUUCCCUUCUGUCAGAAAUACUGAAAAGAAACAACCGACAAACAAUAAAAGAAAAGAUGGCAAAGACAUUCGGAUACCGUAGACAAGAAAUAGUGCACAAGCAGCACAGCAUUGAAGACAUCUUAACGAGGUGGCCAGCACUUUUCCAGAUGGAAGAGAUCAAUGCUGAGUUCUUGCGAGUUACAGCAGUUCCCCUGAAGACAAAGUUCUUGGCUCAGUUGGACAAACACUCCACCAAACUGCUGGAGGUCAUCAGAAGCAAGGGAGGACGUGUGAAAGAGCAGACCACCAAUACCUUGAAAGCUUUAGAUGAGACCAUUGACAUCACCAUCAGAAGAGAAUGCACCCUCAAAUCUCUGAUGAUCUACUUGGGCGAACCUGUUCAUCACCUUAUUAAAGAAUACCAGGAUCUGCAGGAAAAUGAGGCUGGCGUACUGGAGCAGGAAACCAUGGCAAUCUUCGUCACUGGGAAAGAGGAUUCUUUCCAUUCACCUAAAGACAUUAAGAUAGUCAUUGAUGGGACACCGGUUCUGAAUGAGGUGCCCUCAGUUGCAAAAGCUGUUGCCAUGCUCUUCGGGCUCACAAAUGCACUCAACUUAAGGUAUCCAAAAAAUCUGCAGUACACUCUGGAAUUUGUGCAAAAAGUCCUGAUGGAGCUUGGUGGGAAAAAGAUGUCCAAGAAAGUUUAUAGGCUGAGCAGCCAGCUUUACAGCCCAGAGUAGAUGGAGUGGAUUUUUAUUGGCUCGUGGGAUGUUAUUUACCCAUUAGUGGGAAAAUGUGAUUGUUACAGUGUUUUCUUAGGUUCCUGUUCAGAGGUUGAAUGACUCCAUUUACCAAAUUUAAAGACUUCUAGCAUC